Neopsephotus bourkii (Bourke's parrot) is the source of this 1296-nucleotide messenger RNA. RefSeq names its product GRIP and coiled-coil domain-containing protein 2-like. Lineage: Eukaryota; Metazoa; Chordata; Aves; Psittaciformes; Psittacidae. The coding region runs from base 191 to 781 and encodes 196 amino acids. The transcript has 7 exons. The record is from RefSeq and is a predicted model, not a curated record.
UACUGCUGCAUGUGAAUUUAGUGCUGCUAAGAUACAUCAGCUGCUGUCUACAUUGGAAAGCAUUGCUUAUAAAAUUGAAUUACUGACUGAGAAGGAAGCCCUUUGUGAAAGACAGAAUGCUGAACUGUGUAAGGAGCAAGAAUAUUUGCAGGCACAGCAUAAAGAAAGAGUAGACUUGCUGAAUGAAAGGAUGGCAGCAAAAGUUAACACAAAUGCUCUCUUAACUGAAACUUGUGAUAAAACAAGACAGAAAGAAAAAGAAAUAAUUAGUACAAAGGCAGCAUUAGCAGAACUUAAAGAAAAAAUAGCUGAAAAAAUGAGUAAACUUGAAAAAGAUGAAGAAGGAUAUGAUAAAGAGAAUACGGAAAUGAAAAAAUUCCUUGAAUCUCAGGAGGCAAAAAUAUCCCAGAAAAAGCAUGAAUUUGAGAACUUGAAUGUAAAAUCUUCAGAUCUGCAGCAUUUGAUAAGUCUGAAGUCAACAGCUGUACUUGAUGAAGAAAUUGCUCUAGAAAAUCUGAGAGAAGAAAGCAAGCAACUAGAAAAAAGCUUGGAAUUUAGAAAAAUAGAUAUGCUGGCACUCUUAGAACAGAAGAUUCAGCUUGAAUCUGAAUUACUGCAUUUACAAUCAAAAAUUGCCCAAGAAAAGGAACAUUUCAAUAAGGAACUUGUAAAAACUAAGGAAGAUCUAUGCGAUGCUAAAUACCUGAAUAAAAAACUGAAAUCAGAAAAUGAAGCUCUGCACCAAAAGUAUGAACAAGUACUGGAAGAACAGCAGCUCUAGACUAUAGAAAGAGAUGAGGUAGUGGCAAAAUCAGAGGAAUUCUCUUUUUUAUUGAAGAAAAAGUUCAGCUCGCUGGAAAAUCGCAACGAAAAAGAAAUGCCUAGAGAAAAUAAUUGAAAAUCUUGAAGACACCCUACUGUAUGUAAUCUUUAAAUACUGACAAUUGUAAAUGGUCUCAGUACUGUUUGCUCUUCACUUCAGCCAGUUAAAGAGAUACUGAAAUAAACAUUCAGUAGGGAAGUUAAAUGGGUUUGUAAACCGUACUAGUAGGCUGUUACGGAUUUUCAUAGAACAAAGCUGUUAGCUGCCAGUUAACCUAAUUUGAUCUGCAGUUUCUUAUCACCAACCAAUGAACCUACAGAUGAAGAAGGGUACUGAAGCAGAGCAAUAUGUAAAACUUCACAAAUAGUUGUGACUGUGAACUGUAUACUGUGGUACCAGGUUUGGGACCAACCAACUACCUGUUUGUUAUGGUGGUAUCUAAGAAAAUCUGCUUUUACUCAGCUAAAUCUAGG